This is a messenger RNA of Peniophora sp. CBMAI 1063, 1242 nucleotides long. The record is from the annotation of a GenBank genome assembly. NCBI's taxonomy places the organism in Eukaryota, Fungi, Basidiomycota, Agaricomycetes, Russulales, Peniophoraceae.
AUGUCCGGCCCUCAGGCUCAGAUACCAGUCACUCUCAAGAGCGAGAGUCUCUGGAGAGAGGAUCGCGACAUCGUUCUCUUCACCGUCCAGCAUCGCGACGAUGGCGCGGAAGUGCGCACCUUGUUCGGUGUGCGGAAGAGCACGCUCGGCCUUGGCUCUGAACUCUUUGAGAGCACGUUCUCCGGCACGCAAGACGUUUUUAUGGAUGCGUCCGAGACGUACGAGGGUUUACCCAUGAUGCGGCUCUACGACGAUACAGCGGACGUCGACGCUUUCCUCCGUGCCAUCUACUUCCCCGGAUACCUUCACAAACUGGCCGAGGACCAGAAAGACCCCAAAUACGGCCUCCUGCGCGUACCGCCGACCUGUUUCGGUAUACUUCGUCUCGCCGAUAAGUUCGUGGCUCCCCCCGAGUUCACGAGGGCCGUCGCAAGCGUAUUCGAAGAAGCGUGGCCGGCAGAUCUGUCAAAAUGGAAGAUGAAAGAGCGAGCGUUCAUCAACGACGCGUACAGAGAGCUCUUUGUGCCUCCAGGUCAACAGGACGACGAGCAACACUGGGAUGUAACGGAGCAUUUCCCCGAUACUAUAUCCAUGUACACGUUGGCGCGAAAGCACACAGCUCUCAGCGACAUUCUACCGACGGUCGCGUACGAUCUCGUACACGCCCAAUCCUCUCUUGACCCCUACCGCCAGUUCCCGUUCCGCCGCCUCGAUCUUGCCCGCCUCAACGAAGCAGAUGCGCUCAGACUACGGCACGGCGCCGAGGCUUACCGCCGUGACUGCGAGGACAAGCUCAGCUUCGAGAGCUUCAUCAAUAACGGACUAUAUGCCUCGCAUUGUAAACGCAAGCUCGUGGACCCUGUGCGCUCAGCUUGCGACCUCGGCUGUCACCCCGGGCUUCAGGCCUUCUGGGGCGCCAAGGUGACGCCGCUUCUUGCGCCGGACAAGCCCAUCGACUUCAUGCGGUUUCCCAUCGAGUGCAAGGAUGACGGGAUCUGUGAAGCCUGUGCUCGUGGUGUCAUGCGACAUCUCGCGAACGCGCAGAAUGUUGUAUGGGCUAAGCUACCUGUAUACUUUGGCAUCGUUGAUCGCGCAACGCCGUACUGGGGACUUCACCCCGAUGUCUAUACGAACGAGUGGAGGGACCUGCCAUUUGGAUGGCAGGUAGAGAUCACUGAGAUAUGGGAGCCUAAGAAGGCGCGCGAGAUGGUCGCCGCAAACGAGAGGGAGAUGGUCCUCUAG